CACCCCAAGUCUGUCCUCGAUGCCGUCAGCCUUGGCCAUCUUCACUUGUCGCCCGAACUCACACCCGUUUCAGGAGCGUCAUGUCUACCUGGACGAGCCUAUUAAAAUCGGCCGCUCGGUGGCCCGCUGUCGACCAGCGCAGAAUAAUGCUACCUUUGAUUGCAAAGUGCUGUCAAGGAACCACGCUCUCGUCUGGUUUGAUCACAAGACGGGCAAGUUUUAUCUCCAAGACACUAAAAGUAGUAAUGGUACCUUUAUAAAUAGUCAGAGAUUGAGUCGAGGCUCUGAAGAAAGUCCACCAUGUGAAAUUCUUUCCGGUGACAUUAUCCAGUUUGGGGUAGAUGUGACGGAGAACACACGGAAAGGUACGGUUACCCAUGGGUGUAUUGUUUCCACAAUAAAACUUUUUCUACCAGAUGGUAUGGAAGCCCGGCUCCGCUCAGAUGUCAUCCAUGCUCCAUUACCAAGUCCUGUUGACAAAGUUGCUGCUAACACUCCAAGUAUGUACUCUCAGGAACUAUUCCAGCUUUCUCAGUAUCUUCAGGAAGCCUUACAUCGGGAACAGAUGUUGGAACAGAAGUUAGCCACGCUUCAGCGGCUACUAGCCAUCACCCAAGAGGCUUCAGAUACCAGUUGGCAGGCUUUAAUAGAUGAAGAUAGACUCUUAUCACGGUUAGAGGUUAUGGGAAACCAAUUACAGGCUUGCUCCAAAAAUCAAACAGAAGAUAGUUUACGGAAGGAACUUAUAGCAUUACAGGAGGAUAAACACAACUAUGAGACGACAGCCAAAGAGUCCCUGAGGCGGGUUCUUCAGGAGAAAAUUGAAGUGGUUAGAAAACUUUCAGAAGUUGAGCGAAGUCUGAGUAAUACUGAAGAUGAAUGUACCCACCUGAAAGAAAUGAAUGAACGGACUCAGGAAGAAUUAAGAGAAUUAGCCAAUAAAUAUAAUGGAGCAGUUAAUGAGAUUAAAGAUUUAUCUGAUAAAUUAAAGGUAGCAGAGGGAAAACAAGAGGAAAUCCAACAGAAGGGACAAGCUGAGAAAAAAGAAUUACAACAUAAAAUAGAUGAAAUGGAAGAAAAAGAACAGGAGCUCCAGGCAAAAAUAGAAGCUUUGCAAGCUGAUAAUGACUUCACCAAUGAAAGGCUAACAGCUUUACAAGUACGGUUAGAACAUCUUCAAGAGAAAACUCUUAAAGAAUGCAGCAGCUUAGGGAUACAAGUUGAUGACUUCUUACCUAAAAUAAAUGGGAGCACAGAAAAAGAGCACUUGCUUUCAAAGAGUGGCGGGGACUGCACUUUUAUUCAUCAAUUCAUAGAAUGCCAGAAGAAGCUGAUCGUCGAGGGGCAUCUAACCAAAGUGGUAGAAGAAACAAAGCUUUCAAAAGGUUCGUUUUCUGUGGGUUUCUGUGGCAUUUUUCUGUGGGUUUUGACAACUCUUUUGGAUAAUGAAGAGAACCAGGCAAGAGCAAAGGAAUCUGAUUUAUCAGAUACUCUGAGUCCAAGCAAGGAGAAAAGUAGUGACGACACUACAGACGCCCAAAUGGAUGAGCAAGACCUAAAUGAACCCUUUGCUAAAGUGUCCCUAUUAAAAGAUGACUUGCAGGGUGCACAGUCAGAAACUGAGGCAAAACAAGAAAUUCAGCAUCUUCGGAAGGAAUUGAUUGAAGCCCAGGAACUAGCUAGAGCAAGUAAACAAAAAUGCUUUGAACUUCAAGCUCUUUUGGAAGAAGAAAGAAAAGCCUAUCGAAAUCAAGUUGAGGAAUCCAGUAAACAAAUACAGGUUCUUCAAGCCCAACUGCAGAGGUUACACAUCAAUAUUGAGAAUCUCCGGGAGGAGAAGGACAGUGAAAUCACAAGCACUCGAGAUGAAUUGCUUAGUGCCCGAGAUGAAAUUUUACUCCUUCAUCAAGCAGCAGAAAAGGCUGCCUCUGAGCGGGACACUGACAUUGCUUCUCUACAAGAAGAGCUUAAGAAAGUGCGAGCCGAGCUUGAGCGGUGGCGGAAAGCAGCAUCUGAAUAUGAGAAAGAAAUCAUGAGUUUGCAAAAUACUUUUCAGCUUCGAUGUCAGCAAUGUGAGGACCAGCAGAGAGAAGAAGCAACGAGGCUACAAGGUGAACUAGAGAAGUUGAGAAAGGAAUGGAAUGUAUUGGAAGCCGAAUGCCGUUCUCUAAAAAAGGAAAAUGUUUUGCUAUCAUCAGAACUGCAGCGGCAAGAAAAAGAAUUGCACAAUUCUCAGAAGCAGAGUUUAGAGCUUACCAGUGAUCUCAGCAUCCUGCAGAUGACUAGGAAAGAGCUUGAGAAUCAAGUGGGAUCCUUGAAAGAACAGCAUCUUCGGGAUUCAGCUGAUUUAAAAACUCUUCUCAGUAAGGCUGAAAACCAAGCAAAGGAUGUACAGAAAGAGUAUGAAAAGACACAGACUGUACUCUCAGAACUGAAGUUGAAGUUUGAAAAGACUGAGCAGGAAAAACAGUCAAUCACAGAUGAGCUCAAACAAUGUAAAGACAACCUGAAGCUGCUCCGAGAGAAAGGAAAUAAUAAACCCUGGCCCUGGAUGCCCAUGUUGGCUGCCCUGGUUGCGGUGACAGCCAUCGUGCUGUACGUGCCAGGUCUGGCCAGAGCUUCUCCAUGAGAGCGUUUCUUGAGUCCGUACACCGUCCUCCCUCUAGAAGCUGGCACCACACUCAUGCUGGGGACAAACAGAACCAUUUUCUUCCUUUUUACCUCUUAAAACAGCAGAAGUGCAAGAAUACAGCUGUAGGGUCAUUGCUUUAAAUUAUAUAAAAUGUAUCUGUCUAUAAAGAGGAUAUAAAAUUGUGACUUUAUUCUACUGUAAGCAAUAAUUUGCUUGCAAUUUUUCAUGUAAUUUUUAAAUUAGUAUGUUGAAAUUCUGAAUAUUAUGGUGGCCUAAAGUAGGCUUCUUGGUACACCAAAUUAUUUAUAACAUUAAAUUUAUGGGUAUUUUACUCUGAAUUCUAAUGGCCAGAUAAUUCAUUUUUUUGAUUCGAUAACUACCCAAACCAAACAACUGAUACAUACAUGGGAAGAGAGGCCCUGUGUGCUCAGUGCCUAUCAGUUUGAAUAUAUACACAUAUAUAUAUAUAUUUUUUACAUAUUUACGCCAUUUUUACUUGUUAUAAAACCACUGAGCUAUUGGGAACAAGACUUAGAGACAACUAUUUGCGUGGAUUUUUUUUUUUUUUUAAGGAGAAAUACACUUGGAAAAUACUCUGUUCUAGUGAUAAUUUGGGGAAUAUGUGCACGUUUGUUCAGCCUUAAUGUGACUUGACGAUGUGGAGGACAUCAACUUUGAAAAACUUUCCAUGAGAGUGUGUAUUUUCUUGAGCAAACUGAAGUAUUUCUGGGAGCAAAAACAUAGUAAUUAUACAGUUUCAGUGCAGUAAACCAAACUCUUGAGUCAAUUGGAAUGUAAUUUAUUAAACCUCAUGUAUUUAAAGAGAUAUUUUCUUUAAAAGCCAAGUUACUUUCUCAUAUACAGCAUUUUAGGAAGCAUGACUUUUUUUUUCCUAUCAUCUCUUCCUCCAAGCAUGUUUAAUUGAAGAAAGAGAAUUAAUAUCUCUUUAGAUAAGCUUUUACUGACUUAAUUUGGAUAAUGAUAUUUCAAAGCUAAUUCAUGUUCGAGGGGAGCAGUUGUUACCUACCAACAGAUUUCCUGGUUGGGGAGGCAAAUGGUUAUUUUCUUUUUAUUGUUGUUAAUUGGGACGUUCUGUUAACGAGAAGCACUAUUCCCAAGAUUAAUAGUGUUCCAUGCACAGUAAAGCACCUAAACACUGCUUGAUGUUACAAAUUUAAAACACGGAAGUGAAGGUUUAGCUAUGGUUUUUGUGCGGCACCACAGUUAUGUCAAUGAAGUUUAUUUAGGUCAUAGAAUAUCCUAAAGUAUCACAUAGUUAAAUUUUUCAGUCAAUGAAAACUGGGAGGGAAUGUCAGUGAGUUGGCUUGAGUGUUCUGUGGCAAUCCACAGGCCUGGCCAAAUAUUGAAAGAGAAGUUUAGGAUAUAAUUUGCCUUGUGAUGUUUGGCAGUCAUUGUUUAUACUUUAAAGGUUGUAUUUUAAGCCAUUUGGGGUUUGCUGUUGGGAGGAUCACUAGAUUUAUGGAGGAAUUAGUCACAAAUGACUUGUAGAAAAUACUGUCAUAUAGUUCAUUUCAUCAUUUUCUGUUGCAGGAAGCCACUCCACCACAGAAUGCUAAUAUGCCAGUGGUACCCAGUACCUCCUGUAUAUAGGUUAUUGCAAAUAUUGUUCUGAAAUGCUUAACUUCAGAAUUACAUUUUUUAAAGUAAAUAAUUGUUUUAAAUCUAUUUUGUAAAGAUAUAAAGUACAAUAGAAUUUCUGGAGUACAGAUUAAACUAUUUGCACUAACACACGUGAUGUGCAUGAUUUAAUAAAAUAACUUUACUCUCCCUAUGCAUUUUUGAGUUGGAUAUCAUUGAAAUUCUUAGUAGUGACUCUACUAUUGUAUUGUUAAUAGUCUUUUCAUGAAAUGACUCUUUAUGCAACAUAAUGUACGUUUAGUGUUCUUCAGGGUUUAAAGGAAAACACUGAGCUGUUUCCUCCAGGUUUUAUUAGCCUUUUAUUUAACUUACUGCUCUAAAUUUUUUCCCUUUUACUAUGGUUAUUGUUAAAACGUGACUCACUUGCCAGACAAGUCUCUUUAAAUAUAAAGUCAAUAUUUACUUUAUUCAAAUUGAAUAAAUGGGUUUUUGUAGUGAACUGCCAGUUUUUCGUAAGAACAUAAAUGAGCCUAUUCAUAAGCAGUACCCCCAGUUUUGUUCAGUUUACUUUCAGGUUAAAUAAAGAGUAGGAUUAUUCACUUGGAGUGAUAGAGUCAUUAAGAAGUUUUAAUCCUAGCAGUUAAGAAUUGAACAACCCUAUGACACAUUUAAAAAUUACAUUAAGGUGCUACAUGGCUGGGUCAGAAAAUGAAAAGAACGUGGUGUUUAAAGCUAAAACAUCCGUAUUGGCGUACUGGCUCUGCCUUAGGCAAAUCAUUUGUCUUCUCUGAGUCUCUACUUCCUCAUUUAUAAAAUGGAGAGAAUAAUAUCUAUAUUUUUAGCGGUAGUAUGAAAAUUUUAAAAAUAAUGUAUGUGAAGUGUCAAGUGGUAAAUAAACACCGCAAAUAUUUAAGUUUUAGGUGAACCAGUACAGCUAUUUAAAAUGAAUUGAUUGACUCAACUGUUGAGACUUUGUGUGUGAAUGAGAUAGAACUGCAGUGGAAUGACUCCUAAGAAAGCAUCCAGCUCUGUUCAUCCCUUUUAUAGUUGUGUCUUUAGGAAGUAAUAUGCUUAGUUUGAUUAUGAGCCAAUUGCUUACAACAGUUUGGAAUUCCUGUUGUGACUGCCUUCAAGAGCAAUUCUGAGUCACAUAUGAAAACCAGUCACACUGCUGCAUAAUCAGAGGCUUUCAACUGAAAAUAGUAUUGCCUAGCUUGAUCUCUCACUUCAAUCACCAGACUUGACCCCCAGUGACUUUUGGCUACUUCCAGUGAUUACAUCUACUAUCAAAAGGAUGGAAAUCUGUUACCAAAGAGGAAAAAACUACAUACAAGUCAACUGUGUUAAAAAUGUGCAGCCUUCCUCCCAUAAAAUUCACGUCUGGAAGUUUAUUCUGAGGGCAUAAUUGUGUGUUCAAAAUUUUAACUACCAGGACAUUUAGUAUAGCAUUUUUCUGUAAUAGUGAUGGGUAAACAACCUAAAUAUCCAGCAGUGGGUCAUCGGUUAAAUAAAUUAAUAUUGCCACCCUA
Molecule: messenger RNA, 5760 nt
Organism: Balaenoptera ricei (Rice's whale)
Lineage: Eukaryota; Metazoa; Chordata; Mammalia; Artiodactyla; Balaenopteridae
Gene: SLMAP
Product: sarcolemma associated protein
Exons: 23
Coding region: 20-2629 (869 amino acids)
Biological process (GO): regulation of voltage-gated sodium channel activity; protein localization to plasma membrane; regulation of membrane depolarization during cardiac muscle cell action potential
Cellular component (GO): acrosomal membrane
Molecular function (GO): protein binding
Source: RefSeq, a predicted model, not a curated record